This is a messenger RNA of Phytophthora nicotianae INRA-310, 267 nucleotides long. RefSeq lists its product as hypothetical. Bases 1 to 267 code for a protein of 88 amino acids. The transcript has a single exon. The record is from RefSeq and is a predicted model, not a curated record. Lineage: Eukaryota; Oomycota; Peronosporomycetes; Peronosporales; Peronosporaceae.
AUGGCUGCUCUGGAUCACCAACCUAGCCAAUCGCAACACUUCGUUGUGGGUCCCCUGUCGCCCGGGGUGUCCAUCCAAAUUUUCUUCCAGACGCAUUGUGUCAAGAUUCCAAGCGGCGGAGUUGACGUGCUGGAGGCACAGGUGACUCCGCCGGUCAUUUCGGUGCACCCGCGUGCCACAUUCUUGGACAGCAACGGAUACGAUGAGGACUGUCAGAUACGACGGCAAAUAUUUCUGCGCAGCUUUCAAAAUCUAGAGCUAAACUGA